Penicillium cosmopolitanum is the source of this 1587-nucleotide messenger RNA. Its product is annotated as fungal specific transcription factor domain-containing protein. Gene Ontology annotation, biological process: DNA-templated transcription. Lineage: Eukaryota; Fungi; Ascomycota; Eurotiomycetes; Eurotiales; Aspergillaceae. The record is from RefSeq and is a predicted model, not a curated record. Gene Ontology annotation, molecular function: DNA binding; zinc ion binding. The transcript has 3 exons. The annotation marks the transcript as partial.
AUGCAAUCAUUGCAUAAGUCGGAGGGUCAAGCACCUCUCACUCCUCUGCCUGUCAAUAAUCCCGAAAGAAGUUCAUCUAAUACACUCUCGCCCCACGAGUCUGAUUCUGAGACAGAGAAAGGUCCCCUGGAAUACCUGACUCGAGAAUCCAACGCGCUUCAGGAUUCUUCUCUUGAUAUUUUUUCAAAGAUAGACCCAGUCCGAUCCAGGCAGUGGGGGCUAUGGCCGCAAAAGUGUUUGACUGAUCUCCUCAUCCGGAUAUUCCUAGAGGAAAUCAAUCGCAUCUAUGAAGUGAUUCACGGAUCAUCAUUUGAAGCCAAGUAUGCUGUUUGGUGGGCUGCGCAAGAAACCAAGGCAAACGGCGACCCAGGUGCAUCUCUUGCCGACGAGGACAUUGACUUUGGCAUUCUCAUCAUUCGAUCAUGUUUACUAAGCCUUCAAACCCUUCCGUCACCAAAGUAUCCCACCCAGGGUAUCUUGAAGACACACCCAGAGGCUGUAGAACAAUGGCUCUAUACGCUAGCCAAUGACUUGGACAAAUCACAAUCACCAGAUAGAAAGCCCUCUCUAGAAACAGUGCAGCAUCGCUUUUUCCAUACAGGAUACUCCAAGAACUAUGGGAAAAUACGGGAGAGCUGGUCAAGCUUGAGCGCUGCUGUUAAGGACGCGCAUGAGAUGGGCCUGCAUCUCAAAGACCCUGGCAUCGCUCUUGAUGAAACUGAGAUGGAACUACGCAGACGUACUUUUUGGAGCUUGUAUUUCUGGGACCGUUUUAUGUGCACAUUUUUUGGUCAUUGGCCAUUAAUACCCGAGGGCUAUUUUGAUAUCGAGCCGCCGCACGACAGCCUCCAACCACUAACUACUAGCCCAUACGUGCUUACGCCUUUCACGGAUCAUAUAUUUCACAUCAAGAUAGCACGUUAUAUCACAGCUUUUUUGAGCCCACCAUCAUGGACCAGCGAUCAAUACAUCCCAGCAACAGUAUCAGAAUUCGCGCAACGCUUUGAUGAAGUCAUCAUUGAUCAAUUGCCCCCGCCACUCUGGAUGGAAGCCCCUGAUACAAGCUGGGACAGCAUAGAUCCCGUCCUUGUUAUUAAGAGGAUGCGCCUUCAAUUGCUUAUCUCGAGUACAAAAUCUUCACUCUACCGAGCGUUUGCAGAUCCAUGUAACAGCCUUCGACCACAUGAAAUGCUCGAGUCACAAUGCACAACAGAUCCCCUGGCGCUCUCUCAUCGAAGAUCUUUGGUACAAACGACGUCACAUAUGAUAUCAUUGAUCACGCAACUCUACAUUCUUAUCGACAAUGAAGGGGGUGGCCCACCAGCUGAGCGGCUGUUCUUGCUUCCAAUAUACCUUGUCGACGCCCUGGCAUCCCUGGGAGUUUCUUUGCUUUCAAUCCAAUUCGACGAAAGAAGGUUUCUUACUAGCGGCAUUCGAAGUAUGAUAUACCCAGAUUUGCAAACCAGCUAUUCAAUAUUUCUCGAAGGAUUCAACUUGCUUUGUCGCCAAGCUUCACUAUACAGUCUGGCCAAGAAAGGGGUGGAAAUUAUAGAGAGUCUGAACAUCGCCUUAGACUCUCUUUUUACG